Messenger RNA from Closterium sp. Naga37s-1, 2499 nucleotides. NCBI's taxonomy places the organism in Eukaryota, Viridiplantae, Streptophyta, Zygnematophyceae, Desmidiales, Closteriaceae. The record is from the annotation of a GenBank genome assembly.
AUGUCCGGGCUGACACUCGGCCUCAUGUCGCUGAGCCCCGUGGACUUGGAGGUGCUCGUGCAGAGCGGCACGGCGGACGAGCAGCGGCAGGCCGCCGCCAUCAUCCCCGUAGUGGAGAAACAGCACGAGCUGCUGGUGACCCUUCUCCUUUGCAACGCCGUCGCGAUGGAGGCCCUGCCGGUGUUUCUGGAUCGCCUGGUCCCUCCAGCUGUCGCCAUUGCUCUCUCCGUCUCCUUCGUUCUGCUCUUCGGUGAGGUGAUUCCGCAAGCGGUGUGCUCGAGGUACGGGCUGGCAGUGGGCGCCAAUCUCAUUCCCCUCGUGCGCUGCCUCAUGCUGCUCUGCUGGCCCAUCGCCUUCCCCAUCGCCAAGGUGCUGGACAAUCUGCUGGGGCACGACGACCCGCUCUUCAGGCGCCAGCAGCUCAAGGCGCUCGUCAGCAUUCACGGCGCUGAGGCGGGCAUGGGAGGGGAGCUGACUCGCAGUGAGACCACUAUCAUCAGCGGCGCCCUUGAUCUCACACAGAAGACGGCAGAGGAGGCAAUGACCCCCAUAGAGUCAACCUUCUCGCUCAGCGUCAACUCACGCCUCGACUGGGACACGAUGGGGCGCAUUCUAGCGCGCGGCCACAGCAGGGUGCCAGUGUAUCGGGGCCAUCCCAGCAACAUCAUCGGCGUGCUGCUCACCAAGACCCUGCUCACCGUGCGCCCCGAGGACGAGACCCCCGUCUCCUCCAUCUCCAUCCGCCGCGUCCCCAGGAUGGCAGCGAGUUUGCCCCUGUACAGUGUGCUGAACGAGUUCCAAAAGGGCAGCUCGCACAUGGCAGUGGUCGUCAAGAAGAAAACCCCGCUUCCUCCCACCCACGCCUCCCUCGCUGCUGCUGCCGCCGCCGCCGCUGCCGCUGCUGGUGCUGCUGCUGCCGGCGGCAGUGGCAUGGGGGGGGUGCAAGCGGGUGGUGUUGGAGGGCAGGCAGAUGUGCUGACGAUAACCGUGCCCACGAGCACAUCCGAGUCGUCUCAGUCCCACCACGUGCUCUUCAACGACCCCACCUACUGUGAGACGCACAGCCAGGGGGGCGACAGCCGCCGCAACUCAGAAGACCUGCAUGAACAUGGUUAUGGCUAUGGGGUUGGGUAUGAAUAUGGGAGUGGGAGUGGGUAUGGGUAUGGGCGGAGUCAGAGCAAUCAGCAGCAGGAGCCCAGGACGCCUCCGCCUCAGGGGCAGGCACAGGGCACUGUGUUCCGAGGAGCUUCCACUGGGGAUUCGCCUUUGCAACGCUCCCUAACUCCUCCCCCUGGUCAUUACCAUCAGCAUCCGCAUGACUACCAGCAGCACCAUCAGCAGCAGCAGCAUUAUCGGUUUGAGCGGCCCAGAACGCCCCCGCCGGUGCUGCUGGCGGCAGAGACAGCUGCUCUGGCGACCGGAGGGUCUUCCGCUGCUGCUGCCUUCGCUGCUGCUGCUGCCAGUGCUGGAUUCGAGCAUGCGCACGCGCCUGCCGUGGCAGAGGCAGGGUUGGGUCAGCUACACACAGAGCCACAUGCCCCAAAGCGUGUGCAGUGGCAGGAGCACCCUGGCAUGCCCCGUGCAGGCAUGCCUGUCGGGUCUUCAUCUGGCGCACAUGCAGCAGGGGGAGCAGGAGGGGCGGCAGGAGGGGCAGCAGUGGGAGCAGCAGGAGGGGGAGCAGUGGGAGCAGCAGGAGGGGGAGCAGUGGGAGCAGCAGGAGGGGGAGCAGUGUGGGGAGCAGGGGGCGGAGCAGGAUGGGGAACAGGGGGCGGAGCAGCAGCGGGGGGAGCAGGGGAGGAGGAGAGUAUAGACGUGGUGUAUUCAACCAAGGAGAGGAAGGCGAGGGCGGGCAGGAGGGAGGGCCAUGGGGCGAGUGGAAGGGCGGAGGGGCAGCGGAGGGAGCAGGAGCGGGAAGGAGCAGGAGGGGGGUGGAGGUGGGAGAGGAGGGAUGAGACGGAGGAGGUGGUGGGGAUUAUCACACUGGAGGACGUUAUUGAGGAGCUGCUGCAGGUGCGUAAAAGACCAACUGUGGUCUUGUGCGGUCGUGUGCAGUCAUGUGCGGUCGUGUACGGUCAUGAAACGGAGGAGGUGGUGGGGAUCAUCACACUGGAAGAUGUAAUGGAGGAGCUGCUGCAGACGGAGGAGGUGGUGGGGAUUAUCACCCUGGAAGAUGUAAUAGAGGAGCUGCUGCAGGAGGAGAUAGUGGAUGAGACGGAUGAGUACAUUGAUGUUCACCGACGCAUCCGGGUGGCAGCCAAAGUGGGGCUCAACAUCAUGCCCAGACGGGUCCCUUCCUCCUCCCGCAUGCUUGCCAACUCGUCACACAAUUUGCAGGGCUUGGUUCGCCCAGAUGCCCGCUCCAACCCGCCAGAUGUCAACUCAGCAUACGCUGCUGCCGCUGCUGCUGACUUCUCAGCUCUCUCCCGCACCCCCCCAGGAGGGGCCAUGAGCGCCCCCACAGACUCUGGCAUCACUCAGCCUCUGCUUGAGAGAACCUGA